AUGGAAUCCUCCGUUGGGGCGAGCACAUCAUCGUUCGAUCCCGAGAUGUCGGACAGACUCACCAUGAGCUGUCCUCCGGAAACGGUUGCGGAUUUCGAGCCACUUCCCUUCAAAAUAGAGCGACCAGAAAGACCAGGAGAAGUGAGAUUGGUUCAGUAUUGUUCUACACCCAUAUCGAAUUCAUGGCGCAUUCCUCAGCGAUUGAUCAACGCCAAGAGCUUUAUUUUAUCCUUUUGUACCUCAGUUUUCUGUGUUAUGGAGGUUUUUUUGACUUGUAGGAUGGUCUUACCUGUUAAUUUGGAUAAGCUAAGAAGUCGGGAAAAGAAGUGGAUUCACAUGUUAGAGAACUGGAGGUAUUUUAUGGAUGAAAAGAAAGGAAUCCCUCCGUCCAUUCGUGGAAAAGCUUGGAAAUACCUCUGUGGUGCCACCUACCAAAUGGAGGUGUCUGUGAACAGAACUGUUUUUGACCGAUGUUUAAGGCAACCUGGUGACCCCAAAUGGAUAGAUGAUAUUGAAAAGGAUCUUAACCGACAGUUUCCAAAUCACGAGUUGUUUUCACGAAGCGGCAAAUUCGGUGACGCAGGGAAAGAGGACUUGUUUCAACUUCUAAAGGCGUGGACGGUCCUUCAUCCAGAGGAAGGAUAUUGUCAAGGGCAGGCACCUGUUGCUUCGGUUCUGCUAAUGCAUAUGCCAUUGAGGGAUGCGUUCUACUGUUUUGUGCAGAUCUGCCACAGAUAUCUUACAGAUUACUACAGUCCUGGCUUAGAAGCAGUUCAAGUAGAUGGAGACAUCCUCGUUCAACUUCUCAAAGAAAAAUCACGGAUUAGCUACCAACAUUUGAAGCAAAAUGUUGACCCUGUUUUGUACAUGGUCGAAUGGUUCAUGUGCGUGUAUUGCCGCACACUUCCAUGGCCGACUGUGCUUCGGGUUUGGGACAUGUUCUUAUGCGAAGGUGCUAAGGUACUAUUUAAAGUUGCUGUUGUGCUAUUCAAAUAUGGACUGGGCACAAAGGAGCAGUGUAAACAGUAUCCUGAUCUGCAUUCGAUUGUCACACGCCUUAGGAACUUGCCUCAACAAAUAACGACAGAAGACUUUUUAGUCGAAAAGGUAUGUCAACUGAACCUGAACGAUGCCGACCUCGAAAAAAUACAUUUUAGAGCUUUGAAGUUACGGCAGAUUAAAAUUGCACAGAAAUAG
Molecule: messenger RNA, 1197 nt
Organism: Angiostrongylus costaricensis
Lineage: Eukaryota; Metazoa; Nematoda; Chromadorea; Rhabditida; Metastrongylidae
Source: the annotation of a GenBank genome assembly